Molecule: messenger RNA, 315 nt
Organism: Brassicogethes aeneus
Lineage: Eukaryota; Metazoa; Arthropoda; Insecta; Coleoptera; Nitidulidae
Source: the annotation of a GenBank genome assembly
AUGGACAAGCUUCAACGAUUUGCCUGCAUGGGCAUAAUUGGAGCUUUCAGAACCACUCCAACAUUGGCAAUGGAGGCCAUACUGGGACUGGCGCCUCCACAUCUCUUUGUGGAGGCACGGGCUCGGGAGGCCUCAGUCAGACUCAACGAUUGGGGACAGUGGACUCAAGGGGGGGGAAACUCAGGGCAUGCAAGGGCCUGGACUGAGACUAUCAACCGGGACCCCCUUCUCACAAGAAGAGAUGCAAUGCCAAAGACGUCUAUCCAGGCUUUCUCAAACCGGAAGGGCUCAUCUGGUAUACAGACGGGUCUUUAA